AGUCUGAACUGUCGAACUGACUCAUUGAAACUCACGAAAAGUUUCAUGAUUAUAUUUGCAUUUUAGCCGAAAUACAAUUUGCACGUAAACAAAAAUACAAACAUACACAACUUAAAGCUUUCAAGGAGCUUUUUGCCCAACAUUUUCGUUAUUAUAAAAGUGGCGCAAUCGAAAGAGCUUUUUGCCAAUCACAGAGUUCGUCUUCAAGCUAGAGUCAGCUGUGUUGGAUCCGUAGCUUGCGUACUGCAAAAUAAGUAAAUAAAUAAAGAAAAACAUGGAAAAAGAUAAUGCGGAAACUAAAAAGGAGGAAGAAGUCGCCACAAUCACGUCCAAGACAAAAGUCUUGGCUAUUGGAGACGAGGAUGAGGAAUACCCCAAAAACAAGCAGCUGCCAGCAAAAUACAACAUGAAUUUUUUGCGGGAAGAUUUCAGAAAACAUUUGUGUCUUUUAUUAACUGGAAAUCGAACACCAAUCGACGUUGUCGAAGAUUGGAACGCGGUUGGAAGAUUUGGAGCGGCGAGCAUUAAGGAGGAUAAUCAACCCAGGCGCUAUCAUUUUUCUUGUGGGCGCGGUAACAGUUUUUCGACUGGUGAGAUUAUUUCUGGGCCCGUUUUGAACGCAGCGGAAGCUCUGAAUCUAGUUAAGAAUCGACUGAAAACGGAAAAUUGGAUAUCAUCGAAUGUCAUAGAAACACCUCUGAAGACAAAAGUGAGUCGUCCCGAUAACCCAUUCUACGGCUCCGAUCAAUAUAUUCAAGGAAUUGUUUCGGAUGCUCUUGAUGCUGAAAAGGUAAAGCUCAUUAAAUUCUUGCGAUACUUACACAGAGAAUCUAUUCGCAAGUAACAAGACUAUUCGAGCAUACCCUGUAAAUACGUAACUGAACUUUCAGGCAGUGCAGGCGCUGCCCUUACUCUGCUUUGCAGUAUUGUAAAUAGUUUCUUUGACAUAUGAAGUAAUUUUAAGUUAUUUUUUAAAUUCUAAUUACUUUAAUAAAGUAUUUUGUAUUUUUUUUUUAACAAA
Drosophila montana is the source of this 1021-nucleotide messenger RNA. RefSeq lists its product as uncharacterized. Lineage: Eukaryota; Metazoa; Arthropoda; Insecta; Diptera; Drosophilidae. The transcript has 2 exons. The record is from RefSeq and is a predicted model, not a curated record. The coding region runs from base 275 to 844 and encodes 189 amino acids.